Messenger RNA from Coccinella septempunctata (seven-spotted ladybird), 5261 nucleotides. RefSeq lists its product as uncharacterized. Bases 173 to 3925 code for a protein of 1250 amino acids. Gene Ontology annotation, molecular function: protein binding. The transcript has 16 exons. The record is from RefSeq and is a predicted model, not a curated record. Lineage: Eukaryota; Metazoa; Arthropoda; Insecta; Coleoptera; Coccinellidae.
CGAGGUCGUGGUCAGAAAACAUAACAUGUUGAUAAAUUUCGUGUCUCGCCACGACCUGUCCGAAAAAAGCAUAAACUUGAAUAAUUCCUGAGCGGUGAAACAUUUUGUGCGCGUCCACGUCGAAGAGAACGAAUACAGCACGUAAAAAGGAUCCAGGAGUACAAAUUGAGCAAUGACAGUAGAGGAAAUGUUACACCAAGGAAGUGUCAGUGACGAAAUCAUAGCCCUUAAAUUGAAAAAACCAAAGAACUGGAACUGGGAGUUAACCACAUCGAAAUCAUCUCCACAUAUUCUACUUCCAGUCAUAAAGCUUUACGAUUACCGAGGAAAUUUAGUGCUGGAAACCCAGGAUACUGGUCCAGUUUGUCAGAGGAAAAGUUGGCACAGCGAUUGUCAUCAAACAGAGAAGCAAUGGAGGAUUCCAAGGGAAUCGAAGUUGAGGACAACUCAGUCGGAACGGAGAUGUAGUGACAAGAGGGAUGUCCCCACGCCAAACAAUCCGGGGACAUCGAUUAACCGAAGAGAUAGACGGCGAUCGCACAAAAACAACGACGAUCUCGCCAGAAGUUCCUGUGAGAAUAUCAACGUGACGGCCGGAAAUUCUCCCAAACAACCGGGAAAAGGGGGAACUAUGGAACAAAACAAAGAUGCGGGACGUGGAAGAUGCAGCGGAAUGGCUGGAUUCAAGGAUGGCUACCUUGAGAAGUCCAAGAGCGAUUUGCUGUGGAGUGAAGGUCAGAGACAUCGCAGGACCAGGAGUGAUGACGUUUAUAAGAGGAAACUCAAGUUUAAUGAUGAGCAGCCUUCCAAAUGUUCUCAAUUCAAUGCCACGCACAGCUCCACUUCUAUUGACAAAAAUAUCAAUAAUAAUUCUUCGAAAGAUGGCACUCUUUGCACCAGCGGACGGGGCGUAGAAAGUUUCUCAAAGCAUGACAGCCCCUAUAUUUCAGAAAAUUCCGACAACACUAGAAUAAUGCAGUCGACAACACAUCCCAGGUAUAAAACAAGGACCAGCAGUGCUGGCACGUUAAUAAUAAGCGAGGAAAGUUUCUACAGACCGAAUAGACGAAAGCGCCUCGAGCGAGAAAACACAUCAGCGGAUAUGACGUCAGCAAAGAUUUCGAGGGAAAGAGCCAAGACAGAAAACGAGCGGGAAAUCUCUGCUAAAUCUUCCGAGAACGAGUUUAAUUGCGACCAUCUGAAUGGGAAGACGUCGUUUGAGAGCAGGAGAUCGACGCUUACUUCAUGCUCAUCCACUCCUUACCGAAUAUCGUUUCCCACAACCGACGACGAUGAUAAUUCUGUCAAAACGAUAAUUUCGCAAAUCAAACGGCGAAAUGACGGGCAGAACUCCUUGGAGUUUGUGGAUGGGUCAGCUUCGGAACGUGUUGAAGAUAUAUGUCAACCGAAAGAUCUUCGGAGAUCAACCUCCAAUCUGGCCGCAUCUACGCGGAACGCUGCCGAGCUGAGCCCACAAACCUCCAGGCAGCCGUCCCAGCUGAUGCACCGCAAGAAGAAACGGAGGAAAGUCCGGGAUCAGCGUCGUCUCGGUGAUGGAUCGACGUCUUCCGACGCCGAUAGCGCGGAGUGGAGGAGCCGCGGCGAGGAAGAAACAUCUGCGACGAGAGCUUGCAUCAAACCCAAACAACACCAUUCGUCGGCUCAGAUCUUCCAUACAGACCUCGACGUACCCGACGGAGGUUCUUCGGCGGCACAUCUACUUGAUCUAGUGCGACAUCUGUCGUCACAAGCUGACCGCCAUGUGACUGUGAUGGGCGCUAACGUCAGCCGCCACUCGUCCAAAGGCCUGUCUGGCCGUAGAUCCCAGUCCAGCGGCAGCAUAUGCAACGGCAAGGGAAGGCACAGCAAAGGGGAGUUCUGCGGCAGUCUGCCAAGCUAUCUGGACGAGAGGGAUACUGGGGGAUGCAACAAUAACUACGAUUGCGAGAAAGCAGCCGUUGAUGAGGUUCCUAGAAUACCACCAUUAGGGGAUGGCGCUCCUUUACAUUGGAAAUUCUCAGAUACGCAAACAGCACUUUGCGACCAAGGCUACGGUUCUGAACGAUCACCUGAAGAGGAGUAUCCUCCACCACUACCUGAACACGACCAUCAUUUUCUAGAACCCCAUGAAUGUUACCCCUUCAUCACUCCCGAGAGUACGUUCUUGGUGAAGCUGAACAAGGGUUCCCGGGGAUUAGGACUGAGUGUUACAGGCGGCAUCGACAGUGGCGGCUCGUGGCCAGGGCUGAUUCGUAUAAAAAGACUGUUUCCGCAUCAGCCUGCAUCACAAUGCGGACUGAUAAAUGUCGGCGAUCUCUUGUUAGAAGCCAAUGGCAGUACACUCAUUGGCCUCACUAAUUAUGAGGCUUUAGAAGUACUGAGGACCGCACCUAAUCAAGUCGAACUGAAGAUAUGCAGGCCCCCGCCCGACGUGCUGACCUGCGUGAGCCCCAUUUCCGAGGUGCCGCCCCCGCCGCCCAGAAGGGAGGCAGCCGGAGGCCCCAGCACGCCGCCCCUGGGAUACAGCUCUCCGGAAGACGAUUACUACCACGGGGAAUUUGAAAUCAUCAUAAACAAGAUACAAGGAUCGCUGGGUUUCACGCUUCGAAAAGAGGAUGAUAGCGCCCUGGGUCAUUAUGUGCGGGCAUUAGUCCGUGAACCGGCCUUAACCGAUGGCAGGAUCAGGGCGGGAGAUAAAAUCGUUGCGGUGAACGACGUCGAAAUAUCCCCCAUGAGUCACGAGCAGGCGGUGCAGUUCUUGCGGCAGUGCGGAGAAGAGGUGAAAUUGCGCCUGUAUAGAGACGCGUCCCAGACGCCUGUGGCCGCGUUGUCGCCCACCGAAACCACCCCAAGGACGUCGUUCUCCCGGAAAUCCAAUUUGAGACAGGAGGCUGUGGACAUGCUGAACGAUAUAGCGGUUCGUAAGCUGAUCCCAGGUAAUCAAGACACAUACAGACGAUCACUUUCACCAAGUGCUUCACCCAGGAGGCUGCGUCGCCAACCUUACCCAUCCGAUGCCUCUCAAGAAACCGAUCACUCUUCCACCAAAUACCCCGUUCUAAAUGACAACGAUCAAUUUCACGAGGGGCUGCUCCACCAUGCGCACCCCUUCAGCGACGACACCUCUCUGUUCAUAGUUGACUCCUCGGACGACUGCGACAAACCGUCUCGACCCAGUUCCCUUGAUCUUUACAAUCCUAACCAAACUCCGGUGGUGGCGCGAAAGCCCCGUUUCAACUUCUCCCUUGCCCACAACGCAUACGAACUCAAUAAUCUUGACGCUGAAGUUUUAGACGCGCCUAAUCUUACGUAUAACCUAGGUCAUGACGAAGGUAAGGGCCCAGAUCAAGGCCAAGCCAAUGACAGCUUCGGUCAGGGACCCGCCAGCAUGCCCCACAUUCCCCUCGAGAAUUCCUCUGCCGGGUUCAGCUACAAGAACCCAGCUUACCAGACCGCCCAUCCGUCCUGUGUCACUGACCAUGAAGAACAGCCUCCAGCACCUUCUAGGACCGCUCCUCCUCCCCAACAGCAAAUGGUGGAAGACUGCAAGAGUAGAAAAUGCAGGAGCUCCGUCUUGGAAGAAAAAGAUGAACCUAUCCAGAGCACGGCUGAAUUCGAGAUGCAGGAAGAAAAUGAGAUUCUUGCCAUCGAGCUGAACCGUGGUUGGAAUAGCAGAUUGGGAUUCAGUUUGCAAGGGGCAGCAGGAGUUACAUACGUCAGUGCUGUAUAUGCUAAUAGUGUGGCUGCCAGAGACGGUCGACUGAAACCUGGUGACCGGGUGAUAAGGGUUAACGACGAGAGCGUGGAACACAUGACCACAACCGAAAUUAUUGAUUUAUUGAGAAUUGUGAGAGGUCCAGUUUGUAUUGUUGUAUCGAGAACAAAUUCAAAGGAAGACUGUAUUAAAAGCAAUGCUGCGAAUUGAAUUGUAGUUAAAAAUGCCCUGAUGCAUUUCUCCUUAGUAUAGGGCAGUGGAGAAUAUGAACAAUUUUUGCUCUGUUCUGUACUCAUAUAUUCUAAAUUAGUGUAAAAUUGUAGCAUAAUUAUUCUAUUCUCUCUCAUGCUCAGAGUCAUUUGAAUGUCCCAAAUAUAUAAUUAUUAUGAAAUGUAUUCGCCACGAGUUCAAUUGGUUCUCCUGAACAUUCAUGUUUCCUGUAAAUUAUUUGUACAAUGUUGUCGAAUUCAUGUAAAAUAUCUAAAAAGUAAUGUGAUAAUUUGAGUUGUGUAUUUAUCUCUAUAAAUUCCACUUCGAUAUUCGAAAUUGGAAUCUUUUCCUUCUAAGUUAUAUUUCGAAAAAAAUCAUUUUAUAUACACAAAGGAUUCCAAUUUAUAUUCUAUACUGUAUAUUCGCAAAUUGUUCCUCAAGUCAUUGCUUGUUCCGUUUUUUAUUCGUUUAUCUGUUUCAGCAGUUUCUGUGUAUCAAUUUUCAAUAUUUAUUUUUCAUUGAGUAGCGAUUUGAAUUUGUAGAACAUACUGUAAAUUGUGAUCUAUUUGUAGGCUGUGUAUUUGGGAAGCUGAAGGAAUAUCGCCAUCCAUAUUCAUUUAUAAAAUAAAUACUGAAAAUUAUUCUUAAAUCAUCAGAUGAUCAAGAGCAAUACUGAUGCAGUGCCCAAAACUGAGUAUUCCGAUUUUUCCUUUUUUAUAUUAGAAAAAGGUCGAUCUGAUAGAACAAGAUAUGAAUUUGAUUUCCUCAUUAUCUAGUCUUCAGCAAAUUAGCAAGUGAAAAAAUUUCGGAACUUUCAAAGUUCACGAUGAAAAAAAUGAAGUUUCAAAAGUUGAAACAUCGCAACUGUUGAGAGGAUUAUUGGUAUCAUAAUUGCUGAAAUAUUGUUCGUCAGAGUUAAAAUGUACUUAGAAGUCUAAGCAAGUCUAAAAUGUACAAAGAAAGAUAUUCUUUGUGAUGAUACCAAAUUACAAAUCUAUUGAUUUGAUGAUAGAUAUAGAUUGAAAUCAAUGUAGUUUAUUAUGUACAUCCAAUUGUAAUAUGUUUGGAGUAGUAGAUGCACAGUAUUUAAAGACACAUAUGAAAUCAAUUACUUAUAAGACGAUAAAAAGUUAUUUUAAAUAUUUGCCUAAUAGAAACUGCAUUAUUUAUUUUUGGUAUGAAAAAAAAUAUUACCUCUACUUCUCAAUGAAUUUUAAAAUAUAUAAAAAUUUUAAUCUAGUUUUUCGUUCUCUUUUUGUAUAUAUUGUUUCGAACGAGAAUUUGUCUGAACUUUUCUUAUUUAAAACCAAAGAUAAAAUAAAACUCGUUGAAUCUU